Hippocampus zosterae (dwarf seahorse) is the source of this 2091-nucleotide messenger RNA. RefSeq names its product squalene epoxidase a (gene sqlea). Gene Ontology annotation, cellular component: endoplasmic reticulum; membrane. Gene Ontology annotation, biological process: cholesterol metabolic process; sterol biosynthetic process. Lineage: Eukaryota; Metazoa; Chordata; Actinopteri; Syngnathiformes; Syngnathidae. The transcript has 11 exons. The record is from RefSeq and is a predicted model, not a curated record. Bases 192 to 1874 code for a protein of 560 amino acids. Gene Ontology annotation, molecular function: squalene monooxygenase activity; flavin adenine dinucleotide binding.
UGAUAUUCAGCAAGUCUGCAUUUGGCAAACUGACGAAUUAACAUGAGUUACAAAAGCGAUGUUUUAAAUUGGAGCGCCUUGAUUGAACAUUGGAUAACCAUUAAUUCGUCUCCGAUUUCAACCGACAUUAAAAGUCGGCGUCACGGUCCCAACAUUGUAUAAUUUUUUUUUAACAAUUAUAAAUCUCCGAGAUGUGGACUUUUUUGGGACUAGCCAGCUUCACGUAUCUGUACAAAAAGUCCGGUGCUGUUUGGACAUUCGCUCAGAGAGAGCUAAUAACAGCCCUCGUCUUGUUUCUGUCAGUGGGACUGCUUCUCUCUUAUUUCAGGUAUUUCCAUGGCCACAAGCUCAGAUUCUCUCAGGUGUUAAAUUUACCUCUGAGCCUCUUCUCCCUCUUACCUGUCGUCAACCUUCUCAACAACCCAAAGAGUCAAAAUGCAGACAACACACGUCAAAAGAGCCGAAGAAGAAGGAAACAAGUGGCGAGUGGAUCUUCCGCGGAGCUCGGGACAGAUGCUGAGCCAGAUGUGGUGAUAGUUGGGGCCGGCGUCCUGGGAUCGGCAAUGGCGGCCGUACUGGCCCGGGAUGGUCGACGGGUGACGGUGGUGGAGAGGGACCUGAAGGAGCCGGACAGGAUCGUGGGGGAACUGCUGCAACCUGGAGGCUAUAGAGCGCUCAAAGAGUUGGGCCUGGAAGGCUCGGUGGAGGGUCUCGAUGCACAUCUGGUGAAUGGCUAUGUGAUCCAUGACAUGGAGAGCAGCACAGAGGUGGAGAUCCCCUACCCUCAGGAAGAGUACAACGUCCAGUGCGGACGUGCUUUUCAUCAUGGCCGAUUCAUCAUGGGCCUGCGGAGGGCUGCCCAGGCUGAGCCCAAUGUUACAUUUAUAGAAGGCACAGUGACCAGUAUGGAGGAAGACGAUGGCUGCGUGACGGGAAUACAGUACAAGGAUAAACACACCGGGGAUUUGAAGGAAGUGCACGCGGCUUUGACAGUGGUGGCUGAUGGAUGUUUUUCCAAAUUCAGGAAGAGGCUGGUGGCUGGGAAAGCUUACGUUUCUUCUCACUUUGUUGGAUGCCUCAUGAAGGACUGCCCCCAGUUUAAAGCCAACCACGCGGAAUUGGUGCUGGCCAACCCGAGCCCUGUGCUCAUCUAUCAGAUCUCCUCAAGCCACACUCGGGUGCUUGUGGAUAUAAGGGGGGAGAUGCCACGUAACCUUCCACAGUAUUUGGCUGAGAAAGUAUGCCCUCAGUUGCCAGAGCAUUUAAAGGAAUCUUUCAUGGAGGCGCUACAAAACGACCGUGUCAGGUCCAUGCCUGCCAGCUUCCUCCCUCCCUCUCCUGUCAAUAAGCCAGGCGUUUUGCUUCUGGGAGAUGCUUACAACAUGAGGCACCCACUGACUGGAGGAGGGAUGAGCGUCGCGCUCAAUGAUGUCCGCAUCUGGCGGAGCCUCCUGCGGAACAUCCCAGACCUGUUCGACGAGAGUGCCGUGCUGCGGGCAAAGAAAAAAUUCCGUUGGGAACGAAAGUCAUCACAUUCUUUUGUGGUGAAUGUAUUGGCCCAGGCCUUGUAUGAGCUGUUCGCAGCCACAGAUGAGUCACUGCAUGAGCUGAGGAAAGCCUGCUUUCAGUACUUCAAACUUGGGGGAGAGUGCAUUGCUGGGCCAAUUGGACUCCUCUCAGUUUUGUCACCCAAACCAAUGAUCCUCAUUGGGCAUUUCUUCGCUGUGGCCUUGUAUGCAGUCUACUUCAAUUUCAAGUCAGAGCCAUGGAGCGCCAAACACAGAGCUUUAUUUAAAAGCGCGGCAAUCCUCUUCCGGGCCUGUACGGUCAUGUUCCCCCUCAUCUACUUGGAACUCAAGCACUUGAUUUACUGAAGGGUACUUGUCACAUGUCUUAUCAUUGGACACUUUUAGUAUGUGAAUGUUGCACAUGAUAACGGCGCCUUAUCAACCACACAACUUGUUUAUGUGGAGAUACGCUUUUUUUUUUUUGGUGCCUCUGCAUACAACUAUUUUUGAAGUGCGCACAAGCCAAGAAAAAACAUCCUGAACUUUCCCCCCCUUUGAAAUUAAACACUUUUCUAUUAUUCUG